Solanum dulcamara is the source of this 981-nucleotide messenger RNA. Its product is annotated as probable xyloglucan endotransglucosylase/hydrolase protein 25. Gene Ontology annotation, biological process: xyloglucan metabolic process; cell wall biogenesis. The transcript has 3 exons. Gene Ontology annotation, cellular component: apoplast; cell wall. Bases 1 to 840 code for a protein of 279 amino acids. NCBI's taxonomy places the organism in Eukaryota, Viridiplantae, Streptophyta, Magnoliopsida, Solanales, Solanaceae. Gene Ontology annotation, molecular function: xyloglucan:xyloglucosyl transferase activity; hydrolase activity, hydrolyzing O-glycosyl compounds. The record is from RefSeq and is a predicted model, not a curated record.
AUGGUUUCUCUAUUUUCCUUAAGAAUUAGACUUAAUUUGGUACUAGUACUUAUAAGUUGUAUGGUUGUUGAAUAUUGUGCUAGUGAUCUUAAUCAAGAUUUUGAUAUUACAUGGGGAAAUGGAAGGGGAAAAAUAUUAAAUAAUGGGGAAAUUCUUACUCUUACACUUGAUAAUACUUCAGGUUCUGGAUUUGUAUCAAAGAGGGAAUACUUGUUUGGGAAAAUUGAUAUGCAAAUCAAAUUAGUCCAAGGGAAUUCUGCUGGCACUGUCACUGCUUACUAUUUGUCAUCAGAAGGAUCAAAUCAUGAUGAGAUUGAUUUUGAGUUUCUUGGUAAUUUAAGUGGAGAGCCAUACACACUUCAUACAAAUGUGUAUACACAAGGCAAAGGUGAAAGAGAGCAACAAUUUCAUUUGUGGUUUGAUCCUACUAAUGAUUUUCAUACUUAUUCUAUCCUUUGGAAUCCACACACUAUUGUUUUCUCAGUGGAGAAUGUACCAAUAAGGGAAUUCAAGAACUUGGAAGGCAUAGGAGUUGCAUUUCCAAAAUCUCAAGCAAUGAAACUGUACUCAAGUUUAUGGAAUGCUGAUGAAUGGGCCACAAUGGGUGGGCUUAUCAAGACUGAUUGGGCCCAAGCCCCAUUCACUGCCUCUUACAGAAAUUUCAAUGCCAAUAUUUGCAAAAAUAAUAAUAAUUCAUCUUGCAAAUUUUUAGUAGAAAAUUUGGAUCCUGUGAAUGAAGAAAGAUUAAGAAGGGUGCAACAAAAAUAUAUGAUAUAUAAUUAUUGUACUGAUAAUAAGAGAUUUCCUCAAGGUUUUCCUACAGAGUGUAGUGCCACUUAAUUAAUUAAUUAAUUAAUAUAGGUAGAAAAUAAAGUUGGUUUAAUAUUCCUUAAUUUUAUGUUGUGGCUUAAGUGGUAAGGGAGGGUGUUGUAAUAUUUCUAUAUUAGGUGUUUAAUAUUGAAGGUUAAAAGUAUUAUGUAC